AUGAACUACCAUGGUGAUGAAUCCAGAAGCAAGAUCCUUCGGGUCAUCCAGUGGUCCUUUGAAGCGCUGAGUAUUGGAGUAUUUCCGGCCGAAGACCCGUGGCACCGGAAAUUUUCGCGACACUAUUGCCCAGACAGACUUAAAUUGGCCAAUCGGCCCCUGGCACAAGGCUUCAUCGGUGUGUUCGACGGUAUUCAAUGUGAUUGGGAGUUUGCCAAAAAACUAUUUGGGCUCCAGCGCUUCUUGUCUAAUAAAGAACCUGUGGACCUGGCAUGUUGGGAUGCAAUCUGA
Molecule: messenger RNA, 291 nt
Organism: Symbiodinium pilosum
Lineage: Eukaryota; Dinophyceae; Suessiales; Symbiodiniaceae
Source: the annotation of a GenBank genome assembly